GCCGCUGCCGGCAGCCGACAAGUCGAUCCCGACCGAGUGGCACGACGUCGAUCGCUCCUUCCUCCUUUCCGCGUGGGGCUCGCACGCCCUGCAGUCGUGGGAGGUGUCCACGCGCGUGAUGCGUCGCUGUCUGGCCAGCCUGCAAGACCCCAAGACCGAGGUGGGAUUGGUGGUGAUGGUGGGCAGCGUCAUGGGACUCGGAAUGUACGAGGGCUACCUGCUCACCAAGAAGAGGAGCUUGGACAUGGAGACGCUGCGAUUCAUCACGCGGUACGGAUGGGAGAACGUGCUGCCUUCGUUCAUCUGGAAGACCAAGCAGGCUGCCACGAUUGUGCGGGCGCAGGGCAGGGAGUUCCCCUCCAAGCUGCUAUGGACUCCCUCGCACCCGAUCACCUCCGAGGAGGCCUCACGCCAGAGCCUCCAAACGAUGCGAGCGAUGGUGGCCGGGUUCGUGGGCAUCGCGCAGGCGUUCAACGUGGUGGCUCAGGGAUUGAAGCUUCACAUCAGUACCGCCAAAAGGUGAUGCAUGGAAGAGAGCCCAUGCUCACCUACUCCGGGCCGAAGGAGCGUGUGGUCAGGCUCGGCGGCAAGUCCAGCGACUGCACGGAGCUGUCAGUGGAACUGGACGGCCUGCAUAUCGUACCGAUCGUGGAGGAUCCAGGGAUUCUCCACGACUUCACGCAGAAGGGCAAGUACCCGAUCUUCUGGAGCAUCCGCGCCCGCUCCUACGGCAAGAGGCACUCAUGGAACGGGUUCAACGUGGACCACAAGUGGCUCAUACGCACAGAACAGGGCAAGCGCAUACUCGUCGUCGAAGCCGACAGCAGCGUCGGCGAGCAGUCGCUCUCUUUGCGACACGAUCUCGACGAGGACCUCACCAUUCAAGACGCCUCUCAGGCCUUUUUCAUGAUCGAGCAACGGCUGCGCAAGGACCCGGCGGUGACCCCGGAGGACAAGGUCAUUCGAGUCCUCCUGGCCGAUCCGCAAAUGAGCAUUGAAACGGGAGGCGGCAAUAGGUAUACUGUUGCGGAUCGAGUGCGAGAGCUACGUGAGGUCGAUGUGCUGAUCGACUCCAAGGCUCCCCUGCUGCGCGCCAUCUUGGAUUGGGCCAACGGUAAAUUUACCGCGGGAGCGGCUACGCAUGACGGCAAUGAGCAGCCGGUGGGGCGGACGCAGCCCGACGAACCGGACGAGCGUCCGGGUCCGUCGCGCAAGAAGAUCGUGUUCGACACGACGAACCGGGGCUACUUCCGUACGCUCCGCGGGCUCUUGAGCAACUUUGGCUUCGAGGUUCUGGAUGCGAGGGACACGGAGCGCUAUGACCCGCGUACAACUCCGCGGCUUGUGUACAUGGAAACCACGUUUGACACGCUUAACACCAUACGAUCGCUCGUGAACGUUGGUUUGGUGCCGGCCAACCAAUGCUGCGCCCUGGUGGAUCGCAAAGAAGGCCUUGAGGUCGCCGAAGACAUCAACGAGGCCCUCUUGAAGCGAGCCAAGCACAAUGAAAGUGAGGCGCGACAGCAGAUGAGCGUCAUCUGCAGCUCGGUCAUCUACGACAACCUGUUCCGCCAGGUCCGCCUGCUUCUGCGCAAAGGCCACACCCCGGUGCAGGUUUGCCUCCACCAGCACGUUCACCCUUCCUGCGAGGCGUGCAAGAGGAGUUGGACAAGGCGUUCCGCUCCUACUCCCUGGCCAUGCCCGGUAGUACGUCGGGCAAAGAGGCACCCGCCAUCGUGUAAGAUUGCCGUUGUGAAAAAGAGAAACAAGUUUACAUUCUUUGUCCAACCAGAGCAAGAUUGA
Messenger RNA from Acanthamoeba castellanii str. Neff, 1803 nucleotides. RefSeq lists its product as uncharacterized. The annotation marks the transcript as partial. The record is from RefSeq and is a predicted model, not a curated record. NCBI's taxonomy places the organism in Eukaryota, Discosea, Longamoebia, Acanthamoebidae. The transcript has 16 exons.